AUGACCGAUUGCCACUCCAAGCCUUACGCCCUUGCUGCCACCUCUGCUUCGCAACCCCACAAAACUAGUGGCAAUCUCCAUCACGGCCCGGUGGCCAGCGUUGUCCCACCUCACUGCUCCAUUACCAGAACUUCCUUGCAACCGAAGGCCUUGUGGCCGAAUCUAGCCACCACCAUGGCGCCGCUGCCAUACAAGGUGGAGCUUCCCAUCACAACAAUCCCUCAACCACCGACUUUGGCUCGAUCUUGGAAUAACUUCAAUCAUUCCCUCAUUUGCUGCCGUGCUCAAAGUGCGCUCCCGGGUACACCUCUAAUGAAGCCCUAG
Prunus armeniaca (apricot) is the source of this 324-nucleotide messenger RNA. Lineage: Eukaryota; Viridiplantae; Streptophyta; Magnoliopsida; Rosales; Rosaceae. The record is from the annotation of a GenBank genome assembly.